AUGACCACUGCCUUACGUCGUGAGCGCCUACCAUGGCUAGGGCCGUGCCAGCUUCACGAGCAUCGACGGUGCAUGGAGAAGAUGACGUGGCACGUCAACGCUCCCCUCUGGAUGUGCCACAUCGUCCACACGGCAACGACACAUGCUGUCAUCGCCGUCCACAAUAGUGCAGGUGAGCACAUCACGGCCCGCCAUCGUAACGCCCGCCAACCACUGCCACGUCACCGCCUCGCCCACUGCCACAUUGGGCGAUGA
Messenger RNA from Laccaria bicolor S238N-H82, 255 nucleotides. RefSeq lists its product as uncharacterized. The transcript is spliced from 2 exons. The record is from RefSeq and is a predicted model, not a curated record. Lineage: Eukaryota; Fungi; Basidiomycota; Agaricomycetes; Agaricales; Hydnangiaceae. Bases 1 to 255 code for a protein of 84 amino acids.